Harmonia axyridis is the source of this 1638-nucleotide messenger RNA. RefSeq names its product interferon-inducible double-stranded RNA-dependent protein kinase activator A homolog (gene R2d2). The transcript is spliced from 6 exons. Bases 348 to 1322 code for a protein of 324 amino acids. The record is from RefSeq and is a predicted model, not a curated record. Lineage: Eukaryota; Metazoa; Arthropoda; Insecta; Coleoptera; Coccinellidae.
UCUGUAUAUACAUUUGAAAAUCGAUUAACUUCAAAUGUGAAUCUUGAAUCUUAUCAACCUUCUGUAUUGAUAUUGAUCACUAAAUAUAAUAUAUUAAUAUCAAUAUUUUAUUAUGCAUCUGAAACGUUUUAUGAGGGUAUAAGUCAGGAAAAGGUUGUCUGAGUACACUGUUCCACCAUUUCUCUGAAGGAUAAACAAGACUGUGCCGUACGAAUAGACUAACAAAGCCUUCUGAAAAAAGCGGUAUUUUUUUAAUUAUUGAACUUCUACUGACGUUAGGAGUAUAUGAAAAUUUUUUCAUUAUUUUCAACUAAGUUAUUUUUGAUAUACUUACCAUAAAUUUCAAAAUGUCGAAAAAUACCAAAACUCCAGCAAUGUUAUUACAGGAAUAUACAGUGAAGAAAAAAAUUUCAGCUCCAGAGUAUAAUUUGAUAUUAAGCAGAUGUGGAACCCAUGAGAACGAGUUUCACUAUAAAGUUUAUGUUGCAGGCAUUUCAGCUCUUGGAGUUGGAAGGUCAAAACAAGUGGCUAAACAUAGUGCAGCUUCCAGUGCCCUUCAAAUAUUGGAUAGAAUGGGCAUUUACGAUAUUCAUGAUGAACCACCAAACUUUCAACCAAAUUUGCAUAGAAAUGAGCCAGAGAAUCCAAAUGAAGGAUGUGUCAAUAGUAUUGAUUCUAUGAUUGUUUCAGGUUGCUUACAGGAGAUCUGUGUUGAUAACAAAAUUCCUCUACCAAUAUUUCAUGAAAUAUCUGAUGUAGGGCCUCCUCAUUGUAGGCAAUUUACUUAUGAAUGUGAAAUAGAUUCAAUAAAAACUCAAGCUAUAGCAAAAACAAAGAAGCAAGCUAAACAAUUGGCAGCUAAAUUAAUGCUAGAAAAAAUCAAACAAAUUAUACCAAAUUAUGUGGUUUCUAAUAAUGUUUUCGACAAUAGUCUUCCGGAUCAAGAGGCUAUACAUGAAUAUUUAAGACGUCAACCCUUCAAGGUUGUUUCAAAUAAAAGUACAAAAAUAAUAGAUUUUCCUAAUUGUUUCAAAUUAAUAAUGAAGAAGUUGAAUCUCUCCAUAUCUGAUAUCCAUAGAUUUCUGAAAGAUGAGAAUGAAGAAGGACUGAAAAAACUACUCGAGAAGUUUGAAUUAGCAUAUGAUUUCACUGAACUUCAGAGAGAACCCCCGAAUGUUGUUGUAGCAUUGGAUAUUGAGCUGGAAACUCCCUUUACUAUAUUAGGAACUGGAUCAAUAAUGGAAGAAGCUAAAAAUAAUGCAGUGAAAAAAACAUUUAGCACAAUAAAAUCAUACUUGAAGGUCGUCAAUUUGAACUAUUGAGGCUUUCUAUUUAUUUUAAUUCCCCUAAUUAAGUUUUAAUUUAACUCUUAACUGCAUGAAUUUCAAAAAAUUCACAGAAAAAGAAUGAAAAAAAUCCAAACGAAUGACUUCAAACUUAUUAACUCCCAUAGUUGCUUUCACCAUAUAAUUUCCUAAAAUCGGAUGCAAGAGAUCCCUUAUUAUAAACACAUGUAACAGAUGAGAAAAUGAUAAUUCCUAAGUAUUUUUGAAAUGAUUUUAGAGAAAGUAUCGCUGGUUUAUUGGGGUUUUUCUGUACCGAGUGUAAUAGAGAUUGAUCUACCAUAUGAUUUAUCAA